CACUUUUUCCCAGAUUUGGAAAAAUUAAGGAUCAUCAUGAUACAUGGAAGGAUUAUGAAAUUGGGUUUACACAUUUCAUCCAAAUUACAUAUAAACCAGACUUGGAUACAUUUGAGAAAGUUUGGAUGCGUUAUGGUGCAAUAAAUCUAAAAUAUAAUCAUCAAGGUGGUGAUAUUCUGUUGGUGAUCAAGCAUAAAAAUAAAAAUGAAUUUGGAUGUAUUGUCAUUCAGGUGAAGAAUUGGGCAGUUGUGAAUCAAAAUGUAUAUGAUGAUGUUGGCAGAAAAUUAGAAAUAAACUAUAUCCUGAGUAAUAAUCUGGCAGAUAUUGUUAAAAAUAAUUUUUAUUUAGCUAUUUAUGCUCAAAUUGGCAGGGCAUUUACAGUUGAUACAGAAGUCAUUUGUUACAAUUAUGGGAAAUUUUCAGGAAAUUGGAAACUCAAACAAGCCUCUACAGAAAGUGAUGAAAACAAAAAAGAUGCAGUUAAUAGAAUAGUAGUGUUAGGAUUGUUGAACUUUUAUGAGGGGAGAACUUCUGAGUUUGAAGCAAUGCAAUCUUUUGUGUGUGCAAGAGAUGAUCCUUUUGCAAGAGAAGCAAAUA
Messenger RNA from Entrophospora candida, 597 nucleotides. The record is from the annotation of a GenBank genome assembly. NCBI's taxonomy places the organism in Eukaryota, Fungi, Glomeromycota, Glomeromycetes, Entrophosporales, Entrophosporaceae.